This is a messenger RNA of Monopterus albus (swamp eel), 2276 nucleotides long. It is a transcript of the gene chrdl2, whose product is annotated as chordin-like 2. The record is from RefSeq and is a predicted model, not a curated record. The transcript is spliced from 11 exons. Gene Ontology annotation, biological process: negative regulation of BMP signaling pathway; cell differentiation. Lineage: Eukaryota; Metazoa; Chordata; Actinopteri; Synbranchiformes; Synbranchidae. Gene Ontology annotation, molecular function: BMP binding. Bases 59 to 1393 code for a protein of 444 amino acids.
UCUGUCCUGCAGAAACAUAUUUAUUGCGCGCUGAAGACAGACACGCACAUGUAAUAAAAUGGGGUCCAUGUUUGCGCUUCUUUUCUUCAUUUGGUUUGCAGAUGCAGAGCUAAAACUCCGCAAAGGGUCCGGGGUUGUAUGUACUUUCAAAGACAAGACAUACAGCCCAGGAGACAGCUGGCACCCCUAUCUGGAGCCCUUUGGAUUUAUGUUCUGCAUGCGCUGUUCCUGCACUGAGACAGGCCAUGUGAAAUGCAGCACAAUCAAGUGUCCUGCUCUGGCGUGCGCAAACCCAGUAGCCAAGCCUCAGCAGUGUUGUCCAAGAUGCACAGAUGAGCCCAGGAUCCCUGCAGGGCUAAGGGCUUCAGUGAAAUCCUGCAGGCAUAAUGGAAGUAUUUAUCAGCCGGGGGAGACCUUCACAAAGCACGACCUCUUUCCAUCCAAGCAAAGCAAUCAGUGUGCCAUGUGCUCAUGCUCCAAUGGACACAUCUUCUGUGCUCUGAAAACAUGCCAACCCAUCACCUGUUCCUCACCAGUCUCUCUUCCAGAUACCUGCUGUUUGGUGUGUAAAGAUCAAGACACCAGUGGGUACUCAUCAACUGAGGAUGGAAACCAGCAACUGAACAGAGGCGUUAGGCAUUCAGUUGACCAGUGUUCUGGAGAGCUGAGCAGGGCGUGGCCCGACCGUACCACUCCAACCAGGGUCAGGACAUCUGUAAGAGGCCUGAGUCUCAGUAAACUUAACCUCAAAGGGGCUUCGGAGACCACUGUGAACAUUUUGUUGCAGAGGAAACACCAGAGAGCGUGUUUAUACAAUGGCAAGACAUAUUCGCAUGGAGACAUAUGGCACCCAGUUUUGGGGAAGGUCCUGGAAUGCAUCCUGUGCACUUGUACUGAUGGCCUCCAGGAAUGCAAACGCAUCACGUGUCCCAGCCAGUAUCCGUGCCAACAUCCUAUGAAAUCAGCGGGAAAGUGCUGCAAGACUUGUCCAGAGAGUAAAACGGAAAGUAACCAGACCCAGUGUUAUCUUGGAUAUAAGAAUAAUCUCUUGGUGUAUAAAGUGGAAUCAUCUUUGAAAAUUGACCCGCCCAACACCGUUAGGAUUAUUGCUGUUGAAAGACAAAAUACUGCUGAAGUUGAAGUGCAAGUAUGGAAGACUGUAGAAGGGGUUUUACAAUUAAUGGAAAUUGGCAACAUUCAAAGAAAAGAUAUUGUGGAUCAUCCAGAAAAUUACACGUUGCUGACAACACUCGAUGAAGAGACAUGGAGAAAGUUUAAAGAGGAGGGAGAAAAUCUGAGUAAAGCUCCUCAGAAUACAAUUUGUGAAGAUGGCAUUCGGGAGAUGGUGGCUUUCCUAAAUCCCAGGCAGAUUGAAGGAUUGUGUACACCCUAAUAACCACUUUUGAUAUUGAUACUCCCAAUAAGUACAUGGGUGGCAUCUAUACUUCAGUCAUACAUGUUGCACUUGGAUGUCCUGCCUCAUUACUGUCACAGUUUCUCAUUUAUAAUGUUGCUUAUCAGUCCACCUGGAGUCCAUUAUGUUUUAAUCAUCACAUUUUUUAUUUUAUUUAAGUGGGUGGUUUUAGUUGAAAGCUCUAGACAUAAUGCAACAAAAAGUAAACGUGGACACAGCUCUGAACUGGAAACAGUUAGAGCCUCUAGGUAUUAAUUUGAAAUGAGUGUUUUUCACACAGAUUUUGAGAUGUGCAUUUAUAGAAUGAUUGAGGACAUUUUGGGAUCAGUGUUUUCUAAACAAUCCCUUUAUAAAAAUAAUAUGUAUUUUAGAACAGUCACCAAGGGCCGUGUAUUUUUUAAAAGAAUUUUAUAUGUUCAUCAACAUAUUUAUUGUAAAUACAAGGUUUUCUCACCUUAUUUAAAGCUUAUUGGUUUUUGUAUGAUUUCUGUGUAUAUACAUUCGACAGUCUGAAUGUUGUGUUUUACAUGUACACAACAGUGUCACCACGGUGUAGAACAAACGGAGAAAACAGCCUUUGCAUUUCAUUCUUUGUGAUGUUAAAUAUAGACCUACUGUAGCUAUUUUUAAUCAGCCAUUUGGUUUGUUGUCAUAGCCUAAUGACUUUACCAUAAAGUAUUUUUUAAAUGAUUCUAGUAGAUGUAGUUGAAUUCAUUCUGUGCUUCUGCUCGAGGUUGCAACCCAUAAAGUGUUCUCAAUGUUUUACACUACAUUUUUGUCUGAUUUGUUUCUAGCUGUAAUUUUUAUGUUUAAAUGAAAUUGAAUCAUUUCCAUAGAGUCAUACAGCUCACAGUAAGAUAGC